This is a messenger RNA of Nestor notabilis (Kea), 1357 nucleotides long. It is a transcript of the gene PXYLP1, whose product is annotated as 2-phosphoxylose phosphatase 1. The record is from RefSeq and is a predicted model, not a curated record. Gene Ontology annotation, molecular function: phosphatase activity. Gene Ontology annotation, cellular component: Golgi apparatus. Lineage: Eukaryota; Metazoa; Chordata; Aves; Psittaciformes; Psittacidae. The coding region runs from base 62 to 1357 and encodes 431 amino acids. Gene Ontology annotation, biological process: dephosphorylation; glycosaminoglycan biosynthetic process; chondroitin sulfate proteoglycan biosynthetic process. The transcript is spliced from 4 exons.
UUUAAUCCCAGUGAACCCCAUCAGGGAAGAUGGGUUGAGCACUAAGAGCCGAAAGAGAAUAAUGCCUGAGUUGCUAACUGAGCCUCCUGCAAUAGAUCCUGUUUAUGAAGCUCAUGUUUACUGCAACAUUCCCACAAUUGCAGAACGCAGCAUGGAAGGUCAUGCACCUCAUUAUUUUAAGCUAGUGUCAGUUCAAGUGUUGAUUCGACAUGGCGAUAGGUAUCCGCUGUAUGCCAUUCCCAAGACAAAGAGACCUGACAUUGACUGUACGCUGCAGCCUAACAGGAAACCUUCUCAUCCUCAGCUUGAGGCUUUCAUUAAACAUAUGUCAAAAGGGUCUGCAGCCCAAAUGGGUGGUUCCCUAAGCAGCCUGCCUCGCUACCCUAGCCAUUCUUUGUGUGAAAUGGGAGAGCUGACACAGACAGGGGUUGUGCAGCACUUGAAAAAUGGACAACUAUUGCGAGAUAUUUAUAUAAACAAACAUAAACUGCUUCUGAGUGACUGGACAGCAAAACAGCUUUACUUGGAGACAACAGGAAAAAGUCGAACCCUGCAGAGUGCAUUGGCCCUGCUCUACACUUUUUUGCCAGAUUUUGACUGGAAGAAAAUUAACAUGAGGCAUCAGUGGAGCACCAUUUUUUGCUCUGGAAGCUGCAACUGUCCUAUGCGAAACCACUACUUAGAAGAGGAGCAGCGCAGACAGUACAGUUUGCGGGUGAAAAACAAUGACUUGGAGAAAAUAUAUGUGGAUAUGGCAAAGAUUGUAGGCAUUCCCACCAGGCAGUUGAGAGCUUCUAACCCAAUAGAUUCUCUCUUGUGCUACUUUUGCCACAAUGUCAGUUUUCCAUGUACCAAAACUGGCUGCAUUGAUAUGGAACACUUCAAAGUGAUCAAAAGACAUCAGUUGGAGGAUGAGAGAGAAAGACAGGAAAAGAAACUUUAUUUCUUGUAUGCACUAUUGGCUACUCAUCCUCUCCUCAACCAGACUGUUAAUCGGCUGCAGCGUAUUGCAGAAGGCAAGAAAGAAGAAGUAUUUGUUCUUUACUCUGCACAUGAUGUCACAUUGUCUCCUGUUCUUAGUGCCUUGGGCAUUACAGAUGCCAGAUUUCCUAGAUUUGCUGCCAGAUUAGUUUUUGAGCUGUGGCAGGAUGGGAAGAGACCCAAAGAUUAUUUUAUCCGCAUCCUGUAUAAUGGCGCUGAUGUCACAUUCCAGACCUCGUUUUGUAGGGAUUAUUAUAAACAGACCACCAAGCCCAUGUGCCCACUAGAAAAAUUUGUCAAUUUUGUCAAGAGGGAUGUGUUCCUAAUUUUUAACAGCACUAGUUAUUACGAUGCAUGUCAUAGAAGACCACUGUAG